This is a messenger RNA of Penicillium odoratum, 1407 nucleotides long. RefSeq lists its product as uncharacterized. Gene Ontology annotation, cellular component: nucleus. Gene Ontology annotation, molecular function: nucleic acid binding; exonuclease activity. The transcript has 3 exons. Bases 1 to 1407 code for a protein of 468 amino acids. The record is from RefSeq and is a predicted model, not a curated record. Lineage: Eukaryota; Fungi; Ascomycota; Eurotiomycetes; Eurotiales; Aspergillaceae.
AUGAAUAUCUCCCCCGAGAAGCAGGAUCAUCCAUUAUUCAACAGCCAACGUGUUCCUCGUGUCCUAGAGAAAAUCGAAGACACCCAAGAAAUGGAUGAUCUUAUGUGGGGCCUCAGCUUGGAUCCAAUAUCCUUGAAAAAGAUUCACCACUAUGAGAGCCACUUGUUUGAUAAUUGGCUCACUAAGAACAAGAUCCGCUGCCCUCGCUGUUUAGUUCUCAAGAAAGACUUUGGGAGAGUCAGAAAACGGACCUUUCAAGAGCUGAAAUGGCUGGAAAGAGUAUCAAAGCCUACGGCAAAGGGUCCUCAGGUUGUCAUUGUGGCCGAAGAUGAGGAUGGCAAGGGCCCGGAUCCUGCUCCUGGAGCCGAAAAUGACACCCAAACCAUUACCAACGAGCAUGGAACGUUCAUGCGUAAGGUUAUUACUACUCCAAAUGGAAAUCUUUCCUUGUGGUACCUCCCAUGUACCGAGGAGGAGAAGGCUCAUGUGGUCCAGAUGGGAACAAAGUGUCAACCUAACGAGGCUCCACUUUGCCUGUACCAUCCCGGCAACAUUCACGGUGAUAUCUGUACCUGCUGCGAGAAAGACUCGAAUUCAAAGGGAUGCGUUUUGAAGCUAGAUCAUGCUCAGUGGAUGGGAUACAUUGUCCACAAUGUCUAUGUGACUCAAUCUCAUGAAUGGUGGCAGGAGUGGAAGAUCAGAACUGGUCAUCAAGACUUCCUCAGCAAUGAAUGGCUCUUGCACGCCACUCCAGAUGUCUGGUGCAUUCCCAGUGUUAUGAAAGGUGUCGUGCUCAGCUGCAAGACUGGCAUCAACCACUGGGGUGAGAAGGAGUUGAUUCGGAUCAGCGCCGUUGACCUCUUCAAUGGGCGCAUCGUCCUUGACCACUUGGUAUGGCCUAAGCAUCCUAUGCGAAAUCUUGAUACCAAAAACAGCUGCAUUUCCUGGGCCAUGCUGAACAAAGCGCAUGAGGACCGUCGAACCUUAGAUGGCCGCGACUCGGCUCGCGCUCUGCUCUGGGAUUCCUUGCACAAGGACGCCUUUCUCGUCUGCCACCAUGGACAGUCCGAUUUGGUUGCCCUUCGGUUGUCUCAUGAUCGAAUCAUCGACACCAGUGAGCUUGAGACCCGUCUCCCAAACCCGGAUCAGAACCGUACACUCAAGCACCUCGCCAAGAAGCACUUGAACCGCGAUAUCCAGGUGAGUCAAUGGCGCUACGACAGCCUCGAGGAUGCGAUGGCAAUUCGCAAUCUCGUUUUUUGGUACGCCAAAAACUUGCCAACGGAAAGGAUGAUUGGGCCGGCUCGUCCAGUCAUGCAGGAGCCGUUGGAUGACGGGGAUUGGUCGUCAGAGAACGUCGUGAUUCCCCAAACUACACCUGACUGGGAUACUUCUGACUGGGAUUAA